Drosophila biarmipes is the source of this 1629-nucleotide messenger RNA. It is a transcript of the gene TRAM, whose product is annotated as translocating chain-associated membrane protein 1. Gene Ontology annotation, biological process: SRP-dependent cotranslational protein targeting to membrane, translocation; protein insertion into ER membrane. The record is from RefSeq and is a predicted model, not a curated record. Gene Ontology annotation, cellular component: endoplasmic reticulum membrane. Bases 205 to 1311 code for a protein of 368 amino acids. The transcript is spliced from 2 exons. NCBI's taxonomy places the organism in Eukaryota, Metazoa, Arthropoda, Insecta, Diptera, Drosophilidae.
GCAGAGCGCCCAGAGCAGAUAUUUCAGUUGGUGUGCCGAUUCAAUUCCAGAUUCCAGAUCACGACCCAAAUCGGAGCCGCUAGUGUGCCAGCCGCAACACGUCUACGUCAGCAAAAUCACGUUGCACAUCAGCAGUUGGCAGGAAGAUUGGUCAACACGGAGAACAGAACGACGAUAAUCCUAACCCCGUGAAUUACCAGAAAGAUGGCUAUUAAACCGGGACUCGGUCGCAAGACCAGCAACAAAAACCCUCCGAUCCUCAGCCACGAGUUUGUGAUCCAAAACCAUGCGGACAUUAUAUCCUGCGUGGCCAUGGUCUUCGUAGUCGGUCUCAUGAACGAAUCGACGGCGGCAUUUGCCAGUGCGUUUAUAUCCCUGCAUCAUAAUGUCAGCGGCGAGGAUCCCAGCAGGGAGCAGCCAUAUGGCAAGGUCUACACAUACAUUGCAGGAAUCAAGGAUUACUGUGCGAUAUUUUUCUACACGCUGACCUGCAUCAUAAUGCACGCGAUUAUUCAGGAGUUCGUGCUGGACAAGAUCAGCAAAAAGCUACACCUAUCAAAGUUCAAACUUGCCCGUUUUAAUGAGUCUGGCCAACUAGUGGCCUUCUAUCUGCUGUCCUUCGUCUGGGGCGCCCAUGUCCUGCUUAAGGAGGGAUAUCUCGGCCAAGUGGCUCAACUGUGGGAGGGCUUCCCGGACCAUCCGAUGAGCUUCCUGCACAAGUUCUAUUUUGUGGUCCAGUUGGCCUACUAUCUGCACAUGCUGCCGGAACUGUACUUUCAGAAGAUCAAGACCAAGGAAGAGCAGCAGCCGAAGAUCGUGCACUCGAUCAGCGGCUUCACCCUGAUUGUUCUGGCGUAUACGCUAAGUUUCCAGCGCUUGGCCUUGGUUUUGUUAACGCUGCACUACUUUAGCGAGUUGCUGUCGCACGUUUUUCAGCUUAUUGGCGUAUUCGAUCGCGAGGAGCGUCUGGCCAAGCUGCGAGUGGUCAACAAUGGAGUCUUUUUCUUGAUUCGCUUCGCUACGUCUGUGAUUGGAGUGCUCACCUUGUACUACGGAAUCGGAGGACUGAGGUCCUUGCUAGCUUUGGGCGGUCUGAUUGCUCUACAAGGCUACCUGGUAUUCUCCUUCAUCACCGAGCAACUACGCGCCAAGCGCGAGGCCAAAAAGGAGGCUAAGCGCGAGGCCAAGCUGGCGCUGCAAACUAAAAAGCCUGCUAAAACGCCCAAGGACAAGAUAAAACGCAAAAAGGAGAGCGAUCUGCCCGAAGCGGAUCAAACUUCACCCAGUCCCAUCAAGCAAAAGCUCAAGUGAGAAGCCAGGAAACACAGAGCAACAACAUCUUCCGAACACUUCCAAUCUAAAAUGAAUGAGAGAUAGAAAGAGCAGCACCAUAAACAGAAGCCUUGAGUAUAGCAGAUUUAUAGCCACGAAUAGAAUCGACAAAUCUCGUUUAGCUUAAAACUUUCACUGCAAACAAGUAUGCUGCAUUUAUUUCCUCAAAACACAAAAAAAAAAAUUCUUAGCCUAAAUGAUUUGUUUCAUUUUAAGUUUAAAUCAUUACAAAACAAUUUUAUUUUUAUACAUACACAAAAAAUUGUAAAAAAAAUUAUUACUGUGCUUUUUUUUUUA